Messenger RNA from Alligator sinensis (Chinese alligator), 2273 nucleotides. It is a transcript of the gene PDC, whose product is annotated as phosducin. Gene Ontology annotation, biological process: regulation of G protein-coupled receptor signaling pathway. Bases 707 to 1546 code for a protein of 279 amino acids. The record is from RefSeq and is a predicted model, not a curated record. The transcript has 3 exons. NCBI's taxonomy places the organism in Eukaryota, Metazoa, Chordata, Crocodylia, Alligatoridae.
GUGCUACAGCACUGAGGAAAGGGCCAACCACAGAGACACUGUGGCAGGCUACCAGAGUGUCUCUGUGGAGGACCGAGCCUCCAGUUGCCUCAAGGCAUGGUCCCGGACUGUAUCCUGCCUUGCUUUUUUCCACUGCAGUUUCUUUUGACCCCUGGAUAUCCAGGGGUCUAAUUUUGCAUUUAGGGGAAACAUUUUCUCAUUCCUUCACGUGCAUCUUGCAGCGUCUCAAAGGGCUUUAAGAUGCUGCAAGACGUACAUACGUGCUCAUGUGGAUGCACCCAAAGAGCGUAAAGUUUUGACUUAGAUAUCUCUAAUGAAUUUUGAUGAUGCAGAAUAAAGACUGUAUUGCAUAUGAGCUAUUUGGUGAAUACUUAAGAACAAAUAAAUUUGUAAAAAUUUGGAUUACAUGUUUAAAAAUAUAGGGCACGGGGAGAAGUUUGCCACGAAUAUUAUUAUUCUUAAAGAUUCUACUAGCUGGUUUUUUUUUCACUAGAUUGCUUAAGUUGCUUGAUGACUUGGAAGAGAUAAUACUUAGGGUGGGGAAAAAAAAAGUUUGUGUGCAUGCAAUAAGCCUUGAUUCAGACACUUUUACUAGUACAGACUAAUCACUGUCCUAACUGCUUUUUAUGAGGUGAACAGAAGAACUAUAAUUAUGAUUGCAUAAGCUUUAAUAACAGAUUACACUGGUACCUAGCAGCAGCAGGAAAUGACAUUUUGUGCUAUAUCCAACAGUAAAAUCAGCCACUUAGCUGUCAUGUUAUUAAUUAUUUCCUUUGUUGAACCUGCAGUCACAGUAAUGGAGGAGAACUCAAAUGCCAGUUUUGAAGAAGAUUUUGAAGGGCAGGCUAUGCAUACAGGGCCCAAAGGGGUGAUCAAUGACUGGAGAAAGUUUAAAUUAGAAAGUGAAGACACAGACCCUUCAGCUCUGAGCAAGAAGGAAAUUCUCAGACAACUGUCUUCACCGCAUAGGUCUUCCAGUAAAGAAGAUAAAGACACCAGAGACAGAUUCAGCCGUAAGAUGAGUAUGCAGGAAUAUGAGCUAAUGCAAGAAGAGAAAGAAGAUGAAAGCUGCCUACAAAAAUAUCGCAAACGAUGCAUGCAGGAUAUGCAUCAGAGGCUCAGCUUUGGGCCCAAAUACGGUUACCUGUGUGAACUGCAAAACGGAGAGGAAUUCCUGGAAGUCAUUGAGAAGGAACGAAAAACCACCACAGUUAUUGUUCACAUUUAUGAAGAUGACAUCAAGGGCUGUGAGGCACUGAACAACAGCUUAAGCUGCCUUGCAACAGAAUAUGCAUCAGUGAGGUUCUGUAGCAUAAGGGCUUCUAAUACGGGAGCUGGAGACCGCUUCUCAAGUGAUGUGCUCCCAACACUGCUUGUCUACAAGGGUGGGGAGCUUUUGAGCAAUUUUAUUAGUGUUACUGAACACUUCAGUGAGGAUUUUUUUGCUGUGGAUGUGGAGUCCUUCUUAAAUGAGUAUGGGCUGCUUCCUGAAAGGGAACUCCCAGCACUUGAAAAUGGCAACAUGGAUGAACAAGAUAUUGAAUAAUUAGGGUAGGGGUUGUCAACCGGGGGUAUGCCUACCUCCAGGGAUACUUAGAAAGGCCGUAGGGGGUACGUGCAGGCAGGUGGGGAUGGAGUGUGCCACGGGGCAUGGCGGUGGCAUCUCCUCCAGUGUGUUCCCACAGCUUGCCUCUUACCUACGGGAGGGGCAAGGAGAGAGGGAGGAGCAUGCCAGGUGCCACUGGCCCCACACAGCAGCACCUCCCCACCACCUCAGCUUCCUUUCCUCCACCCCUUCCUGGACAGCAGCGAGGGUUUGAAUGGCCGGGGUGGGGGGAGGGAGUGUACUCCUAUUCCUGCUCCCAGGAGCAGGGCCAGGGGUGGUGAGGGCAGUGGUCCCCCACUGUGGGCCGCAUAGGCGCAGGGUGGACAGCCAGACUGGGGGGCUCACAUGCAGUGGCUGCUGCUGUUGUCACCACCCACUGCUCUGUGCUGCCACUGUGCCUGCGCCGCUUUCCCACGGCCGGUCACACAUGCAGCUCCAUGGGCUGCUGAUGGGUAGCGCGUGAUUGGCCAGGUGCAAGGCCCAUCAGCAGCCUGUGGUGAAAAGCGGUGCGGGUUUAGCAGUGGUAGUGAGUGGUAAUGACAGUGGCAGCAGUGUGGGUCAGUGAGUGGUGGUGGCAGUGGCGGCCACCAUGUACGAGGCCCUCCCAUUCACCCCUCCCUCCCAGCGCUGCCUCUACGCACACCCCUGGGAGGGUAUGUGCCCCUAG